Molecule: messenger RNA, 1542 nt
Organism: Saprolegnia diclina VS20
Lineage: Eukaryota; Oomycota; Saprolegniomycetes; Saprolegniales; Saprolegniaceae
Exons: 7
Coding region: 25-1386 (453 amino acids)
Biological process (GO): protein polyubiquitination; proteasome-mediated ubiquitin-dependent protein catabolic process; transcription-coupled nucleotide-excision repair
Cellular component (GO): nucleotide-excision repair complex; Cul4A-RING E3 ubiquitin ligase complex
Molecular function (GO): protein binding
Source: RefSeq, a predicted model, not a curated record
GGAUACGCCGCCAGUCGCAUCCGGAUGGCCCCGACCAGCGCGUUCGCGUACGUCCUGCGGCGGACGCUGGGCGAGACUGCGCCCGGCGAGUUCAUUCAUACGUGGCAUGCGGAGGCGUCGCGGGACCUGCAGCUCAACCAAGCCAAGGUGCUCCACAAGCAGGGCAUGAACAUCUGGCACAUGGACCUCGAGGCCGCCGAAGACCGGUACCUCCUCGUUGGCACGGGCCUGGGCGCGCUGCAUCUGUACGACGUGGCGGCGCUGGACGUGCCGGGCGUCGUCGCCGCCGACAUCCAGCCGCUAUGCACCAUCAAGCCGCUACGUGGCAAGCUGCCGAUGCAGCAGCAGCAGGAUCGACCAGGCCAUGCGUCAGGCGUCACGAGCGUGAGCUGGUACCCGGUGGACAAUGGCAUGUUUGUCUCGACGUCGCUGGAUGCGUGCGUCAAAGUAUGGGACGCCAACGAGCUCGAGGUCGCUUCGUCGUUCUAUCUCAAGGACCCCGUGCACAUGGCCGCGUUCUCACCGUUGCCAGCGACGUCACACCUCCUCGCUGUGGGCACCGAUCGGCCCGAAGUGCGCCUUGUCGACAUUAGCAUUGGCGCGGCCACGCACCGCCUCGUGGGCCACCGCGCGUCGAUUCGGUCGCUCGCAUGGUCGACAACGAACGCAUUCCACUUGGCGACCGGCGCCACCGACGGCUCGGUUCGUAUCUGGGACAUUCGCCGGUCCGGUGCGACCGCGUGCCUCUUCUGCCUCAACCAAGACGGCGCAGCCGACGUGCCUCGACGUAUCGAGAUGGCGUCCACGAAGCGCAAGAUGAGCCACGACCCGCACAUUGCGGCUGCUGCGUCGUCGGCGCUAGCCCACACGAGCGAAGUGCAGUCCCUUGCGUAUACACCCGACGGUCGGUUCCUCGUGAGCUCUGGCGCCGACCGCGCAAUGCGGCUCUGGCACGCCGCGUCCGGUGCGCACAUGUUUCAUCAUUACACGGGCAUCAAGUGCUCGGGCGCCCGGCACGUGACGGUGGCGAUGGCCCAAGAAGCAAAAAGCGACUCGACCAUGCUAUACCAUCCGGUCGGCAGCCACGGCGUCAUUGCCUCGUACCUCUUGCACAACACCGAGUCGACCGAGCCACUCACCAAGUACACGGGGCACUACAGCCGCGUCACGAGCUGCCUGUACCGCGCGUCGACCCGGGAACUUUUGAGUGGCGGUGAAGAUGGUUUGAUUGGGAUCUGGCGUCCACCCGAACGUACUCUGUUUGCACCGUCCACCGAGGACGACGACGAGCAAGUGCCACCGCCGAAUGAAGACGCGUGGAGUGAUGACGAGGCUGCACCAAGUGAUCGCUUUGUGCCUCCGAUUCUAAGGCGUGAACAACCAUAGUCGAGUACAGUACAGCUAGAGUCGAGUACAUACAGCUAGAGUCGAGUCCAUUGAAAGCCUCGCGACUUGGCGAGCUUGAUACAUUUCCGAGUAUCAACCCAACAAGCCAGUGCCAGUGCAUCGACGAUGGACGAUUUGGAUUGGUUGAAACUCCUA